Molecule: messenger RNA, 689 nt
Organism: Archocentrus centrarchus (flier cichlid)
Lineage: Eukaryota; Metazoa; Chordata; Actinopteri; Cichliformes; Cichlidae
Gene: polr1d
Product: RNA polymerase I and III subunit D
Exons: 5
Coding region: 249-674 (141 amino acids)
Biological process (GO): transcription elongation by RNA polymerase I; transcription by RNA polymerase III
Cellular component (GO): RNA polymerase I complex; RNA polymerase III complex
Molecular function (GO): DNA binding; protein dimerization activity
Source: RefSeq, a predicted model, not a curated record
AGUUACAGAGUAGGAAAAGCAGCUACUCAUUUGACACAUAUUCUACUGACCACAGAGCGGCAUCAAUUUAAAUUGGAAUUAUCAUCGAAUAAUUUGAUUUACAGAUAGAAUCAUACCUUUGAGGCAAAUACCAGUCGCAUUACCCUUUCCCUUACCUAUCAAACCGGUAUCAGGGCUAAAAAACAAAACAAAACAAGAAUCCUACACUCAACCCUCCUGUGUUGACGGAUGCAGCGGAGUUGUGAAGCAUGGCCGGGGAAGGAGAAAAGAAACCAGCAAUAGAAAUGGUCCAGGCUGACGGGGCCGACGAGGGCUGUGUGACUUUCGUGCUGCAUGACGAGGACCACACAUUAGGCAACUCCCUCAGAUACAUGAUCAUGAAGAAUGUGGACGUGGAGUUCUGCGGCUACACCAUCACCCAUCCGUCCGAGAGCAAGAUCAACUUUCGCAUUCAGACUCGAGGGGGAAUUCCAGCCACAGAGCCGCUGAGGAGAGGCUUGAGUGAACUCAGCGAUGUUUGUCAACAUGUUCUUAACACAUUUCAGACUCAUUCGUGCAACCCAUCUCCUCCCCGUCUCCACAUCAUCCAAAUCACUCAGUGCGCCAUCCAAGCCUCCAUCUUUAUCUUCACCAGCACCGCCAGCAUCCAGACCUGCCCUAAUUCCUAUCAUUGAUGGGAUUCUGUUCUG